Messenger RNA from Dissoconium aciculare CBS 342.82, 1017 nucleotides. Its product is annotated as carbohydrate esterase family 1 protein. The record is from RefSeq and is a predicted model, not a curated record. NCBI's taxonomy places the organism in Eukaryota, Fungi, Ascomycota, Dothideomycetes, Mycosphaerellales, Dissoconiaceae. Gene Ontology annotation, molecular function: feruloyl esterase activity; serine-type peptidase activity. Gene Ontology annotation, biological process: proteolysis. The coding region runs from base 1 to 1017 and encodes 338 amino acids. The transcript has a single exon.
AUGGCAGCAUGGCUCCUUCUGGCCGCUGGCUCUUCCACAGCCGCCCAGCUUGGGGCGCGACAGAAGGCCGCUCAACCUGAUAUCGAAGGAGAAGCCAACGCGGCUGCUGCACCGCAACCUACGGGUCCUUGCGAAUACUUUCAUGCGCCAGGAUUUGACGACGCGAAUGCGACUCAUCACAUCACAUCUUCUGGCAUUCCUCGAUACUAUGGCGUGUAUGUCCCACCUGGAUAUGAUCACAAGACCAGCACGCAGUGGCCUCUGAUCUUCGACUUUCACGGACGCGGUGCCACUCCACGGGAGCAAUACGAGAACUCACAGUACUACCUGAAUACUCGCGGCCGAAAUUAUGUCGUCGUGUAUCCUCAAGGCUAUGAAGUCUCCUGGCAGGGAGCAAGCUACACCAACGACAGUGUCAACGACCUGCAGUUCGUCACUGACCUGCUAGCUAAGAUCCAAUCGCAUUACUGCAUCGACCCCAACCGGAUCUACGCUUCCGGCAAGAGCAACGGAGGUGGCUUCGUUGAUACCUUGGCCUGCUCUGAUGAAGGGGAUCCAUUUGCCGCCUUUGCCAUGGCCGCGCCUGCGCUCUAUACCGACAACAGCCUUGGCAGCUGUACUAAGAAGCGAGCCGUUCUCGAGGCACACGGAACCAUUGACAAGAUAAUCCCCUACACAGGCGGACCUGGCAACGGCGGUGAACUUCCAGACAUUGACGAAUGGGUCAGCUGGUGGGGUAAACGCACCUGCGGCGCCAGCGCCCGGACGCAUAACUCCUCAGACCUGGGUGGAUACACGGCGACGUCAAUUACAUGCGAUCGCAAAUCAGGUGCCGACCUCAACAACAUCAUCUUGCACUACAAGGUCACCCGCACUGGACACUGCUGGCCUAGCAUCACAGGCCACAAUUACGAUGCGCUCAAUCAGCCGGCCCACAGCUGCCGGACACCGAUUCUGGACUUCACUGAUCGGGUCAUGGACUUUUUCGAUUCAUGGAACGCUCAAACCAAGCCAUGA